UCCAUCUGGUACGCUCCGAGAUGUUCAUGGAUCUUGAUUUGGGGUCAGGAGCUGGCGUGCAAGUUAUUGACGUGAAACCAUGCGUUGAAGAGCCUGGAUCUGUCAAGAGACUCGAUAUGGACCUCUUGGUGCUCCAGGAAAACUUUACUGAAUGUGACAAUACCCGGAAAAGAGAAACAUUUUUCCGUGUAAAGACAACCUCACAUAAUGCCACUGUUGAAGACCCAUUAGUGUUUGUGGCAAGAGACAGCAAUAAUGUUCAAACAUGGAAGCUACCUCUAGUGAAACACAAUAAUGUGUAUAAUUAUUCAUAUCAUACUUUAUGUCAAGUCCCAUCUCCUAAUGUAACUGAUGUCAUAUUCAUUGAUACAUUUACUAGCAGCAAGACCACUGUAUCUUAUGGCGCCAAAAUUGAGCCAAUUGACGAUUUUGUUCUCGAGAUAAACCAGAAGAUUGAAUUUCGCAUCCAUCCAAAUGAGCCUCAGGUGAGGUUCUUUAAGUUUCCAACUGGUUCUAGUGAUGUCCAAGUCGUAGUCACUUCCAAUACAACAAACAGUUGUGCUAUAGUUUCUGUACAGAACGCUUCAUGUCCAUUCAGCGAUAUAGAACCAGAAAUGAGAUCCCUCUCUAUAUAUCAGACAAUGACAACUGAUUCAGUUAUUUCUAUUGACGAGCAUCAGACAACCUCAGACUAUGGCCUGUUCAUAGUGAUAGCAAUGACAGAUCCCAGUCAUUGUUUCAUGGCAGAUGAGCACUUUCAGACUCCAUCAUAUCAAGACAUCCAACUUGUUGUUGAGACACAGAAACCUGCUCUGGAGUAUAGGUUUGCAUUGGCCCUUCCAUUUAUAGCCUUUGUAACUUUUGGACUCAUCAUGACUUGCCUUGUUUCAUUUCCUUGUUGUCACAUCAUUUGGAAUCCAUUUGUAUGUGGACGGAAGUCAUGUGAUGUGAGUAUCUCUAGACCUACCUGUAAUUCUCCAAUAAAAGAAAAUGAAACAGCAGAAUUGACUGAAAAUGAUGAUGAUGAAAGUGACUCUUCACAUGAACUUAUUGAAGUGACUCACAGUUUAAAUAAUGGCAAAUUCACUUCAAAACACAAGCAAAAGAAACUUCUUGACAGAAAAGAGAAGUCCAUCAAGAUAACAGAUUUACUAAAUACUGAAUACGAUGUACUAGAGAAGCAAUAUUCAGUAUAUGCAUGGAAUACUGUCACUGUUGGAAUAUUUUAUGGAUUGCCUGCAUUCCAGUUUGUACUGACUGGAGAGCUGAUAUUUCGUGCUAGCGGUAAUCAAGACACCUGCUAUUUUAAUUUCAAAUGUUCCAGGCCACUUGGAAGUCUUGAUGCCUUCAAUAGUGUAUGGAGUAAUCUUGGCUAUGUUAUACUUGGAUUGAUAUUCAUAUUGAUAAUUGCUAUUAAGCAUUACAAGGCCAGACAAUUGAGACUAAAGCAACCAGAUCUAUACUUUAAUUAUGGUAUUCCACACUUUUUCGGUAUCUAUUAUGCACUUGGCAUUGCGCUGAUUCUUGAAGGAUUCAUGAGCUCUUGCUAUCACAUUUGUCCUAGUUUCGAAGAUUUUCAAUUUGAUUCUGCUUUCAUGUAUAUCAUAAGUGGCCUAUUGAUUGUUAAGAUAUUCCAGACAAGGCAUCCAGACAUACACGCAAAUGCUUUUGUUGCAUUUUUAUGCUUUGCCAUUGUCAUUUUCCUGACUCUAGUUGGCAUACAUGAGGACACUAUUUUGUACUGGUCAGUGAGGGUGAUACUAGUCUGUUUAGUUCUCUUUACUAUAACUCUAAUAUGGCUCUCGUUCUACUUCUAUCAUGACUGGCAUAUGAGCGACUGGAUAGAUUGUGGAACUUACAAGGAAAUAUGGCAAUGGUACAAAGGCUGGUGUUUAGUGAGUAACAAAUGUGACUCUUUAAAGCCAAGACAUAUGGGUCGUUUCACUAAAGUAAUUGUAGCUGUUGUUGGGAAUUUUGUACUUGGUCUAAUUAUAAUAUCAGUCUCACACAAAGAGGUUGCUGUCGUGGUCCUUGCCCUCUUUAUAGCUAACUUCCUAUUAUACACAGCACUCUAUCUUCUCUCUAAGCUCUGGUUUAAGGAGCCAUGGACACUAAUGUCGCUAGUGUCUUUGGUUGCUCUCAGCGUUAGCUGGUUGUUUGGAUUCUACUUACUAUUGGAUGUCACAGCAAGGAGAGAAGUGCCACCAGCACAGUCAAGAGAGUUCAACAGAGACUGCAUAAUUUUAGAUUUCUAUGACACUCACGACUUAUGGCACUUUGUAUCUGCAGUAGCACUUUUCUUUACAUUUUUAUUUGUUUUGACGAUGGACGAUGGACUGCAGACUCAGAAAAGAAACAAGAUUAAUGUUUUUUAAACUAUGUAAAUAAUUUCAAUGGAUUUUUUCUACCUAAUAUGUUGUAAAGUGUAUGCGUCUUUGUCUGAACAUGAUAAUAUAAAUAG
Molecule: messenger RNA, 2461 nt
Organism: Amphimedon queenslandica
Lineage: Eukaryota; Metazoa; Porifera; Demospongiae; Haplosclerida; Niphatidae
Product: SID1 transmembrane family member 2-like
Exons: 26
Coding region: 21-2375 (784 amino acids)
Biological process (GO): RNA transport
Cellular component (GO): plasma membrane; lysosome
Molecular function (GO): RNA transmembrane transporter activity; double-stranded RNA binding
Source: RefSeq, a predicted model, not a curated record